This is a messenger RNA of Angiostrongylus costaricensis, 750 nucleotides long. The record is from the annotation of a GenBank genome assembly. Lineage: Eukaryota; Metazoa; Nematoda; Chromadorea; Rhabditida; Metastrongylidae.
AUGCUCCUCGACACGAUAGAUGAGUUCUAUAUGAAUAAGGAAAAUCCGGGAGACGUGAGUCAGCAUCUUGGUGCUGGUUCGUUUGGAGCCCCGGGGGCCGUCGGGGAGGGCUCACCAAAUGCGCGACAGGCCGCCGCUGCUACGACUGCGUCUAGUGGUUCUCCAGCCAUCAGUGGUUCUGCUCCUGGUGGUCCUCCUGAUGGUCCGUUGUUGGCUGCUGCAAGACUUAACGAUUAUGAUGCUGCAAUAAAGUUUAAGCCAGUAAGGUUAACUCUACCGCUAUUGGCUAUUUGUUUUCAAACGCAGUUCCAAAUUGUUCCUUGUUUUUCGGUGAUACUUUCAUCACUGGGUCCGAUCGCCAUCAACGAGCGACGGAUUCUUAACGUCGUCAGUAAUGCUCGAGAAAUUGAAUUGGCGAUGUUCGAGUUAGCUAACGAUCGAAACAUAUACCGGACUCAAAAGGACCGUCAAGCCAAUGGGAAUCUGCAACAUCGAGCUGAUGGAGGCGCUGAGGCCACUGCCGGUGGUAGUGGAGCUAAACACACACUUCUGUUGAAACAUGCGCAUACGACUCGGCCACAGCGGAAUUGGAGUAGCAGUUUUUCAGAAUUCAAAACGGGAGCAAUGGCCACCGUCGACCUUAGUGCUCUAAUUUCCUACUCUACAGGUGUCUCAUGUGCGAACGGCCUUCUUUGGAUUCUAGUUAAAUCGGAUUCUGAGACGAAAUUUGGAAAAGAGCGCUUCGGUUAG